AUGGCCUCCGUCUACCCCAAUUAUUCCCGCUCGCAAUGCCACUACCAAGUGUUUACUCCCCCAGCAACACCACCUUACGAGUGUCGAUACCAGAGCAACAAUCCCUUCAGAAGUCCGCAACCAGCCCCCAAGAUGUCGUUUUUCGGAUCCAUCAAGGGAAAGUUCUCGAAGAAGAGCUCCAAUAACCCCUUCUUCCAGGAUUCUAAGGAUACUCCUUCAGAUCCGCCUCCAGCGUACACCCAAAAUGCUGCACCUGUCGCUCAGGCAUCUUCCGCUCUCAACGUCCCUCGCGCCCCUUCUGCAGCCUCCAGCAGAGCGAGCAGGAUCAGCAGAGACAUGGUCACCAAUGAUGAUGACCCGUAUGCUUUUCUCACCUCCUUCGAUACAAUCUUCCUCAUCGACGACUCGUAUUCCAUGACGGGUUCAAGGUGGGAGCAGGUCCGACAGGUUCUCAAGAACAUCGUCCCCAUCUGCACCAAGCGGGACAAGGACGGCAUCGACCUCUACUUCAUCAACCACAGGUCCAACAACACGGGAGACGCCAGCGAGGGCAAGGCCGACGGAGGCUACUACAACAUCUCCAACCCGGACACCGUCACCAAGAUCUUCAACGGCACCCGCCCCUCCGGAUCCACCCCCACGGGCGGGCGUUUGAGGAGCAUCCUGAAGCCCUACCUUGCCAAGCUCGAUGCGUCUGGGGACGCGGAGUCCGUGAAGCCCAUCAACAUCAUCGUCAUCACCGACGGAGUCCCCACAGACGACCCGGAGAGCGUCAUCGUGCAGGCCGCCAGGAAGCUCGACGACAUGGACGCCCCCCUGUACCAGGCCGGCAUCCAGUUCUUCCAGGUCGGCAGCGAGGCCUCCGCCAGC
Messenger RNA from Clonostachys rhizophaga, 870 nucleotides. NCBI's taxonomy places the organism in Eukaryota, Fungi, Ascomycota, Sordariomycetes, Hypocreales, Bionectriaceae. The record is from the annotation of a GenBank genome assembly.